AUGUCUGAGGCCGAACAACCUACGAAUACUCCUCGAUCAGUGAUCGCUGAAUCAGCACCAGCAGUAUCUGCCUCAGCAAACCGGCGGGAAAUCCGACUUGCCGAUCCACCUGCCUAUUAUGGCAGUAAUCUACAUGAAUAUAAUAUAUUCAUACGAGCUCUCGAACGUAUAUACAAGUUGAAUCCAACUCAGUAUGAUACCGAUGAGGUCAAGAUCGUUUAUGCUUCGGUUGCUCGAAUUCAAGCCGUUUACAAGGGCCAUACUAGGAGGAGCAACAACAAGCAAGAGUCCUUUUCACAGAAUAGAGAGAAUGACAAUAAGCGUGGAACCAAGCGAUACUCUGAUGGUUCCCCUUCGAAGGCGCAACGAAAUUUAACCUCAGCUGGAAAACUCACCAUAGAAGAACGUCAGCACCAUGGUAGAUUCCGCAUGUAUAUCACUAUCCAACUAGACACCCCUAGUGGUCCUGAGCCGAUUCGAUGCCUAGUCGAUUCUGGAGCAGAUUUCAACUAUAUCUCUCACACUUACGCCACUUCAAAAGGAUGGAAACGGAUUGGACCACCAUCUCAAGUGCAAUAUCCUGACGGACGACGAGGAUACCGAUAUGGCAUCGUUAAUGCUACUCAAAGAGCCACCGAUGGGCUAGGUGAAACUCGAGAGAGCAAACUUAGUUUCCAUUCAGUUAACCUAGCAGAUGAGGAUCUUUAUCUAGGUCUUCCUUGGUUAAGAACAGUUAAUCCUUUGAUCGAUUGGAAAGCACUAUCAUGGCGACAUCGAAUCGGAGAUACUAGGAUUGAAAUAGCAGAACCAGAAGAAUUUAUUCGUUCUAUGCAAGAAACAUCUACAACACCACUCUACUUUUGGGACGGCAACACCGAAUCUUCUUCGGAACGACUAUGUUCUAUUAACGAGACUACCUUACCUCAAAAUCUACAAGAUCUUUUAACUGAAUUUAAGGACAUCUUUUCUGCUGAAGCAGCAGCCAAGUUGGAUGAGAACCCCAUCAUAUCACAUCAUAUUCGAUUACAAGAUGGAAAGGAACCCCCUUACGGACCUCUAUACAAUCUUUCGAUAGCAGAACUAGAUGCCCUACGCAAAUAUCUAGAAGAGAUGCUGUCACGGCAGUGGGUUCGUCCUACAAAGAGCCCUGCUGCUGCACCUAUCGUAUUCGCAAAGAAAAAGGAUGGAACUCUACGCCUUUGCGUAGAUUAUCGAGGCCUUAACAAGAUCACUAUAAAGGAUCGAUAUCCAAUUCCUCGCAUUGAAGAAAUGUUAGAUCGAUUACAGAACGCCAUCAUCUUCUCUAAGAUAGACCUCCGAGAUGCCUACUAUCGCAUACGGAUAGCAGAAGGGGAUGAAUGGAAGACUGCAUUUCGAACCCGAUACGGCAGUUAUGAGUUCCGUGUUAUGCCUAUGGGGCUCUGUAAUGCCCCUGCUACAUUCCAAUCUUAUAUCAAUGAGGUGUUGAAAGGCCUUGUUGAUAUCUGCUGUAUUGUCUAUCUCGAUGACAUCCUUAUCUAUUCCCAAAAUACCGAAGAUCAUACGAAACACCUCCGAUUAAUUUUCGAACGUUUACGGAAAUAUCGACUUUAUGCUAAGGAAAGCAAAUGCACCUUUUUCACCACUGAGGUUGAGUUCCUUGGCUAUAUUGUAUCACCUACCGCAAGAAAAGCUUUUGUAAACCUGAAAGAAACAUUUGCACAAGCUGUUCUACUGGUCCAUUAUGACCCGCGGAAGGAAACCCAAGUCGAAACGGAUGCAAGCAAGGAUGGUAUUGCUGGCAUUCUAUCUCAACGCCUUGAAUCACCACCAGAAACUUACCAGGAAGCUAUGAAAAUAGCAUCUGAACGAAGCCAAAACAUCUGUAAUUCGGUGCCUACUCGAAGAAAAGAGUGGAGGCCCAUCGCAUUUUUCUCACAGAAGCUUUCUGGAGCUUCUAGGAACUAUGACACCCAUGAUUUGGAACUUCUGGCUAUAGUGGCAUCAUUUCGCCACUGGCGGCACUAUCUGCAAGGCAAUCCGUACCCAAUUCAGGUCAUAACCGACCAUGAUAAUCUGAAAUACUUUCUUUGUAACAAAAGCUUGAACAACCGCCAGGCGCAUUGGGGGGAAGAGCUAUCUGCUUAUGAUUUCUAUGUGGUCUAUCGACCAGGACGGCUAAACCCCGCCGAUCCACCUUCAAGACGUCCAGACUAUGUCAUUUCCCCUGGGGAUGAGAGGGACGCCUUUACUGUAGCCCGAAGCCAAGAAGUUGAGAAUAGCGCGGAGCCUGGGAUUCUUAGAGAAGCCUCCGAUACAUCCGGAGAUCCUUCGAUCAUCUGGCGAGUAGAUGAAGAUCGUGGACUUCUACAUCGCAAUCAUGCUAUCUACGUUCCCCCUAGCAAAGCAAUCACCCAGGAGUUGUUGCGAAUUCAUCAUGAUGACCCCUGGGCAGGCCACUUUGGUAUUGCCAGAACCUUAGAGCUUCUACGUCGCAAGUAUUACUGGAAUACGCUCCGAAAAGGCGUCGAAACGUACGUCAGAGAGUGUGAUAUCUGCCAGCAUGUUAAAGCUAAGAGGCAUAAGCCAUACGGGCAACUUGCCAAAAUUCCUGUGCCUACUAGGCCGUUCAGUUCUCUUGCCAUGGAUUUCAUUGUCGGAUUACCCACCAAUACUAUUCUAAGCGAUUACGGUUCGCCUUCGUCUAUCAUAUCUGAUAGAGACAAGUUGUUUACCAGUCACUACUGGUCAACAUUCUGUUAUUAUUUACGAGUUAAGCGCAAUCUGAGUACGGCAUUCCACCCUCAAACCGAUGGGCAAACGGAACGCCAGAACCAAACCUUAGAGAACUACUUACGAGCAUACUCGAACUACCACCAGGAUAACUGGGUGGAUCUGCUUCCGCAGGCACAAUUUGCCUACAAUUCUGUUUCCCAGGCAUCUAUUGGCAUGCCACCGUUCCGAGCACUACUAGGUUACGAUCCUGUUCCACCGAGAGGGGUGAUUGAUAAAGAAUCUGAAUCUGCAACUUCUGUUGAUCUAGAACCCUUAGCUACAGCAAGGGUUGAGAAAUUACAAGAAAUACAGAGCAAGCUUCAAGUUACUGUCCGAAAGUCUUUCGAAAAGCAAGCGGAAUACUAUAACAGAAGGCAUCAGGAUAAAACCUUUGCCAUUGGAGAUCCAGUUCUCCUAUCUUCCCUGAAUAUAGCAACUUCUAGACCAUGCCGCAAGCUUGAAGAUAAAUGGUUUGGACCGUUUACAAUUCUGAACACCAUCGGAUCGCAAGCAUAUCGAUUAGAUCUUCCGAGAACCUUUGGAUCUAUGCACCCUGUCUUCCAUGUUACCCUGUUAGAACCUUAUUACCAGCGACCGGGUGAAGAACCUAAGAAACCUCCUGGUAUCCUACUCGAAGGCAGAACGGAGUAUUUUGUUGAAGCUAUUUUGGAUAAACGAUUGCACCGCAAUAAGGAGCAAUAUCUUGUUAAGUGGGAAGGAUAUCCUAAUACUGAGAACACCUGGGAACCUCCUGAGAAUCUUUUGAACUCCCGCAAUCUUCUCGAAGAAUAUGAGAAGGUAAAUCGAAAUCGACCCCUUGUUAAGAAGAAACGUUCUAGAAUACGACAUUAG
Messenger RNA from Histoplasma mississippiense, 3606 nucleotides. RefSeq lists its product as hypothetical. Lineage: Eukaryota; Fungi; Ascomycota; Eurotiomycetes; Onygenales; Ajellomycetaceae. The coding region runs from base 1 to 3606 and encodes 1201 amino acids. Gene Ontology annotation, biological process: DNA integration; proteolysis. The transcript is spliced from 6 exons. The record is from RefSeq and is a predicted model, not a curated record. Gene Ontology annotation, molecular function: nucleic acid binding; aspartic-type endopeptidase activity; protein binding.